AUGGCACCUUCGAGGUCAUUGGCAUUUGCUGCAGCAGCACUUGGUAGGCGUCUUGCUGCUGCGGCUUCAGGCCGCAUAGGUGCAGCAGCAGCAACAGGCGGCAGCAGCAACAGCAGCAGCAGGCUGCUGGCCUUCAGCAGCCGCUAUCCCAGCUUUUGGCCUAGGCGUCAGAGCCAGCGGCGGCAGCAGCAGCUGCAGCAGCAGCAGCAGCAGCGGCUGGGACAGGCUGGAGCCCCUGCCACGACAUUAGCAGCAGCAGCAGAAGCAGCAGCACCGGCGGCAAGAGCGGAAACUCCAGCAGCAGCGAGCGCAGCAGGAGGCUCUGAUGAGCCAGCAGUUGCUGCUGCAACAGGAACUGCUGCACCAGCAGCAGCACCAGCUGUACCACCAGCUGCAGCAGCAGCAGCAUCAGCAGCAGCAGCAGCUGCUGCUGCUGCCUCUCAUGCUGCAGGUCUGGCUUUGCUGCAACACUACCGGCAGCGCAGCGCUGCAUACUUUGGGCGUCUGCCUGCAACAGCAGCAGCAACAGCAGAAGAGGAAGCAGCAGCAGCAGCAGCAGCAGAAACAGUCUCGAGCCUCCUCAGCUAUGCAAGGGGAUUAUCAGCAGCACCUUUUAUUGUCAGAAUACCAAACACAAAACCACCAGCAGCAGCUGCAGCAGCAGCAGCAGCAGCAACGCCUCCUGCUGCUGGCACCGCGCAGCAGGAAGGCGCACAAGAGCAGCCGCAACUGGAGUUCAUGAACAAAAGGAAUCGGCUGGCCCAAAGAAAGCGGCGCAAGAGACAAGGCGAAAGAGUUUCUUUGAGAUACAGGUAG
Eimeria tenella is the source of this 816-nucleotide messenger RNA. RefSeq lists its product as uncharacterized. NCBI's taxonomy places the organism in Eukaryota, Apicomplexa, Conoidasida, Eucoccidiorida, Eimeriidae. Bases 1 to 816 code for a protein of 271 amino acids. The record is from RefSeq and is a predicted model, not a curated record. The transcript has 2 exons.